This is a messenger RNA of Neodiprion virginianus, 2055 nucleotides long. RefSeq lists its product as uncharacterized. Lineage: Eukaryota; Metazoa; Arthropoda; Insecta; Hymenoptera; Diprionidae. The transcript is spliced from 2 exons. The record is from RefSeq and is a predicted model, not a curated record. The coding region runs from base 211 to 699 and encodes 162 amino acids.
UUGAUCGCUUCGUCGAUAUGUCGCCGAUUUUUUUGUAUGUUUCACGCGAGGACAAGUGAUUUACAAUUUUCGGAAGAUGAAAGCUUACAUUCAAGGCUCUCUUUGUGCAUAACGAACUCGAUAUAUUGAACGUCUCGCGAGUUCUUCGAUUAGAUUAUAUUUUAUAUUUGAACUGAAAAUCGCUAAUGCAAUAAAUAAUAACUAAUCAAAAUGUUAUCGUUGUGCUGCAUUUACUUGGCGUUUCUGUUGUCUCAAGUCAGCAGUCAGGAGACUCCAAUUGAAGGUACUGCAAUAGAAGAAAAUGGUUCUCCUGGUAUCAGCGGAUGGGUCGAAGACCGCGCCAUGAGUUUUUUCGAACUAUUUCUUCCAGAAAAUAAUCUCGUCGAAGGUCGCAAAAAGAAGGCGAAAUUGAGCAAGUACGUUUUGCCUUUGGUAGUCGGUUUUUUGCUCAUUAAAUCAAUCCUCCUUCCGAUUGCCUUGAAGACUUUAGCUGUACUGAGCGGAAAGGCGGUGAUACUAAGUUUGAUGAGUCUCAUCCUUGCGUCCAUUGUGGGGCUCAAAAAGGUUGCUCAGGGAUCAGGCAGUGCCAACUAUGAAGUUGUAAACGUCCCAUUGAGCAAGUAUAGGCGAAACGAGGAUUACAGACGAGCUGAUCCUGAUGACGAUGACGAUUUACCCUACAAAUAUUAUCGAGAUUGAAAACAAAAGUGAUAAUUUCAUCACGCAUGGAUCUGCACAGACAUGAUUGACAUUUAAGACAAUAAUUAGGCAAUGUUAAAUGAAAUCAAUUAAUCAAGAAAUAUUUAGUAACCUGUUUUCUGAGUAUUUUCUUCAGAAGGUCAUUUUUGUUUUGAAAAGUGUAAGAUUGGAAAUACUUAAAGAAGAAUAGACGAAAAGUUUUAACCAAGUUAUUGAUUAUUUCAUUAGUUUGCGUUUAAUACGUUGAAUUGCUUUUCAUGUUAUAGUACAUCGCAGUCUAUACUGAUGAAAAUUUUUAAUGGGACGCUUAGAUUAGUUCACAUAGCGAUUCGUUGAGUCUUCAGUUGCAGAAUGUUGAGUAAUAAAAGUCGAGAGUGGCAGUGCUCAUAGGAAAGUUGUCAAUUCUUUGCAACGCGGGCAGAAAUGAACACGAAUCUAGAAAAGCGAAAUCUUACUCACCUUGAACCUUUUAGGCUGUAAUGAAGUGCCUAGAAAUUCCAUUUUAAAAUCAUAUAAACGAUCUUGACCGCGCUUGAACUGGUAGUGAAGAAUAUUUCUACAAAAUCUGUAGACAUUCCAAACGACGCAAGUUACAAAAGUUAUGUCAGAUGCCGAGGGAGAAAGUUUCUCUUUUACCGGACGCGAAGAGUUAAUGAAAUCACUCUCAAGUCCGGCUUCAACGUAAUCCUUUUGACUCAUUCACCAGAAUUGGGGUCUGCCAUUUCCGCAUUCAUUUUAUUCAACAUCCUAAAGACUUCGCAAACGGACUGCUGACCUGAGUCCAUUUGCGAACUCAAUACCUGUGCGCCACGUAGUCCAAUUGAUAGACUACUAUAAGUGAUAGAUUAAAUUGUAUAGAAACUCAAUAAGUAUUCUGUCAGUAGUUUUAUCUUGUUGUUUGUCUAGGUUUAAUUUAUUUGAUUAUAUUUCAUUGUAAGAGAAAAAGAUUCAAGGGUUGGAUGAACCCGUCAAUAAACUUUUGUAACCAUUUCGCAAAAAUGCGCUCAUUGGUUAAAGAUACCAGAUUAUUGUCAGUCUUUACUUAUGCAUACCGGGAAUAGAGGAAGUUUAGAGUGAGUCCAAAUGCAACCAAAUUCAAACCUUGGCUGCACGUGGCUAGCCUCGACCUAGUCCCGCAGGGCAUUGACCGACCCUCAGGACCCGUCCUCCAGGGUAUUCUAAUAACGAGAGUCUUACGUCUAGGAAUAAUUAUGUAAUUAUUCGUGAUGAACCCUCAAAGUAAUAUGCUCAUCUUACACGAUUCCUGUACCGUCACAUCCUUAAAUAAGCGAAAUCAUUCUUAAAAAUCAGAUAACAUUGUUCUGGGGAGCGUGCUAAAGUGACAUAAAUAAUUUU